AUGGUCCUGUGCUUCCUAAACUGUGUAUACGAGGAUGUUUUGGGGCGGAUCUCCCUGUCUACACUUAUUUUUCCUAACUGUUCCUUCCCGGCAAGAUCCAUUUUGGGAGACUAUAAGCUAACGCCAACUUUUCCUCUAGCUGCCAUCGUCGAUCCUGCUGGGUUUAACAAGCCCGACCGCACCUUGAGCCCAAACAGCCUGCCUGAGGAAGAGCGCCGGAAGCUUAUUGCUCAACAACGCCAGGCACUGUACGGCGAGGGUGAAUUUCCUGGUGGCCCCCCUCCUCCCCAGGCUCGCGGCUUCUAUGGCGGGGGUCCCAUGUAUGAUUCUGGCCGUGCUUCUUUGGGCCAGAUUGAUCCCAGCGCCCAGGGUCCUUUGGAGGGCGGACAGGGACUUGCAUCUGCCGGAGGCAACGACCAGGCACGCGCCAACAGCAACUCGAGCCCUCAGUCGAACCCCGGCGGUGGAGGAAAGGGUAUGUACGACGCCCCUCUGGCUCAGCAAACGACUCGCACCAGCGCUUCUUCUCCCGGAGGGUCCCCGCCUCGCCAGGCCUCUCAGGGCGGCAAGCCCGGCCAGGGGUCUGUUGCUCCCAUUGGGACUCGCCCUUCGGUGAGCGGCGGAUCGCCGUCGAACCCGGUUUUGAACAAACGGUCGACGACUCCGUUGCCUUCGCCUUUGAGCCAAGGUUACAGUGUUGGGGGUGCUGAGGAUAACGGGGCGGCCCUUGCUCCUGCCUCGGCCACGGCUGAGACUGCUGGGAAUGUUGGGCUGGGCGGCUGGGGUGGCGGUCGUGGUGGUUGGGGCAAUAGCAAGCCCCAGGCUAGCGUCUGGGGUUAA
Podospora anserina S mat+ is the source of this 840-nucleotide messenger RNA. RefSeq lists its product as uncharacterized. Lineage: Eukaryota; Fungi; Ascomycota; Sordariomycetes; Sordariales; Podosporaceae. The transcript has a single exon. The coding region runs from base 1 to 840 and encodes 279 amino acids. The record is from RefSeq and is a predicted model, not a curated record.